CAAAGAAGAGUGAGAGAACACAACAAGAAGGCAAACACAAACAUCGCAUCGCAAAAGAUCGGACGGCUAGUAUUUCUAUCGUCGCAAAAAGAUCUCGGUUUGAAAAUUUUACAAAUCGCGAGCAGGAAACAGUGAUAGAACAAUAAAAAGUGUAUCAAGGACUAAAGUUGAUACUGAGUUUAAGACAAUUACAGUUCUGCACCGAAGCAAUUCGUCCUAAGGUGGUGGACUCAUCCUGUCCAUAUACAAAGGAACCAUUUUGAGGCACGCUAAUUUCAUCAGCUGUUUAUCUUUACCCAACGCAAGUGAGACCCUGAUUUUGAAAUAGUUGAUCAUAUCAACAAAUCUAGUGUACCAUCGUGUAAUCAGCAAGCCUGUUGGCUCAGCAGUACAGUUUUCCGAUAACAAGUGACCGUCAAUAGCUUAUCGACAUAAAAACGAUAACGGUCAUAACUUCUCGGAACCCCUUAGGAAGGACGUCAGAAUGAAUCUCGCGUCACGUGCUGAUGUCGAAACAGGUGGAUUCUUUGUAAACUUCAACCAGGAUUGCUCGUCCCUUGCAGUUGGAUCGAGAAAUGGCUAUAGUUUAUUCUCGCUGAACUCGGUUGAUGCUAAUCUGGACCUAAUUUAUCACAGCGCCAAGGAAGAGAUCGUUCUGGUGGAACGCCUUUUCGGCAGCUCGCUGGUGGCGGUAGUUUCUUUGAAUGCCCCGAGAAAGCUCAAGGUAUGUCACUUCAAGAAAGGAACGGAAAUUUGCAACUAUUCAUACUCGAACACGAUUCUGGCCGUCAAAUUGAACCGAUCCCGGCUGGUGGUCUGUUUGGAGGAAAGCCUUUACAUUCAUAACAUUCGCGAUAUGAAGGUUGUGCACACGAUCCGGGACACCCCACCGAAUUUCGCUGGAUUGUGCGCUUUGGCGUCUGAUUCGGACCAUUGCUACCUGGCUUACCCGGGCAGUGCAACGGUAGGCGAAGUGCAGAUUUUCGAUGCGGUCAAUUUGCACGCCAAGACUAUGAUUCCUGCGCAUGAUUCCCCCCUUGCGGCGAUUGCGUUCAGCCAAAAGGGCACCGAGGUAGCGACCGCUAGCGAAAAGGGGACUGUUAUCCGGGUAUUCUCCGUCAACGAUGGUUCCAAGCUGUUCGAAUUCCGCCGUGGUGUGAAACGAUGCGUAACGAUUGCUUCGCUAGCGUUCAGUACCUGCUCCAAAUAUCUGUGCUGUAGCUCGAACACGGAAACGGUUCACGUUUUCAAGCUGGAACGCAGCUCUCCGGAGGCAAACGAUGAUCCGAGCAAGGACCACUGGAUGGGCUACCUCAGCAGGGCGAUGUCGAGCUACUUACCACUGGCGUUACCAACGCAGGUCACAGAUGUGUUCACGCAGGGUAGAGCGUUCGCCGCUGCUUCGCUUCCGGUCGCUGGGUUAAGACAUUCCUGUGUCAUCAAUGUAAUCCAGAAAGUAUUGAGACUGCUAGUGGCAUCACAGGAUGGCUAUCUGUAUGUGUACCAGUUGCCCCUGGAGGGUGGCGAGUGUCACUUGAUUAAAAAACAUGAUCUCCGAUGCGUAGAGCCAGUGAAUCCUGCCCCACGGCCAGAAUCUCUACCGAUUGGUGUUCCAACAGCGUCUCCACAACUAGCUGGCACUACCUAUGCGGCCGCCGUGAAAGGGGGUCAUGCUGCUGUGGUGGCGACAUCCAGCAGUAACAAAUCGAACGCUGCUUCCGAUUCCAAUGAGAAUGUUCACGACGAACAGCAAUAAAUACAUUCUAAUCGAUAACCGAAGUAAUUGGCAUUUGCCCAAAUGACAUAGAUUCGUUAUACUACAGUGUCGGACCAUUUUCAGAGAACCUUUUGGUUGAAGAUGAAGCGAUAUUCUAUGGCUUGUGAGACGUUUUUCUUCUUCUUUAUUAGACACUUUGUUUUAAUUCGGAUUUUUUUAUGAAUUUUGCCGGAAAGUAAAAUAGUUUUAUUCAAAUAUAAUUUUCAGCAUCUCUGAAACUUAUUUAUGCUUAGUUCCGCUAGCGUAUCAUUUAUUGUGAUAUGACACAAACGACAGAAUUAAAUUAAUAUUGCAAUUAAACGAGUGGACCCAUAAAUGGAAUGUCGCUGGUGAACUCGCGACUAUUAUUAUGAAAUACAACAGGUGAAUGCUGAUCAUUAGCGUAAUUCCGAUAACUGUGAGUGCAUCGGGUUAUUCAUGAUUGGAACUAGGAAGGGGAAUGUAAUGUCAUGACGAGGACAGCUAUAUAUUUUGUAAAACAUUCUCAUCACAAAAAAGUGUCAAAGGUUUUUGCAUAAGGGCAAAUAUUUUAAAAAGAAAUAAGAGACAGUUCCAUUUGACUAAGUCACAAAAAUAGAAUUGAAUGGUAUAUGAAAUAUAACAAAAAUAUCAAUGAGGACAGUGUAGAAUACUUGCUGAAGAUGAACUAGUGAAUAAGUUAAAAAACGCUAGUGUGUAAAUUUUAGUAAAAAUAAUCUUAUCAAUAUAAGUAAAUUUAAAGUAAAUAAAG
This is a messenger RNA of Toxorhynchites rutilus septentrionalis, 2507 nucleotides long. RefSeq names its product WD repeat domain phosphoinositide-interacting protein 2 (gene Atg18a). Gene Ontology annotation, cellular component: cytosol; phagophore assembly site membrane; extrinsic component of membrane. Gene Ontology annotation, biological process: protein localization to phagophore assembly site; nucleophagy; protein lipidation. Gene Ontology annotation, molecular function: phosphatidylinositol-3-phosphate binding; protein binding; phosphatidylinositol-3,5-bisphosphate binding. Lineage: Eukaryota; Metazoa; Arthropoda; Insecta; Diptera; Culicidae. The record is from RefSeq and is a predicted model, not a curated record. The transcript is spliced from 6 exons. Bases 485 to 1756 code for a protein of 423 amino acids.